AUGUCCCCCAAGCCACUCACCCUCAUGACCGGCGCAACCGGCCACAUCGGCUUCCGCACCCUCGUCGUCGCCCUGCGCGCCAACUACGCCGUCCGCAUCGCAAUCCGCAAACCAGACCAAGAAGCCAAAAUCCGCAAUGCACCCUCCAUCCACCCCUACCUCUCCUCUCUCUCCUUCAUCCUAGUUCCCCAUAUGGCCGCCCCAGGUGCUUUCACCUCCGCGAUCAAGGACGUCUCAUACGUGAUCCACGUAGCCUCCCCUAUCCCGCUCAAACCGGAUGUUAAGGAGCAGCUCGGAGAAGGCAAGAGCUUCAGAGAAGUCCUGUACGAUCCCGCUGUUAAGGGGACUUUGGAAAUUUUGCGCGCUGCAGCGAAGCAGGAGGGAGUGAAGCGUGUCGUUGUCACUGCCUCGGGGAAUAUUCUCGCCUGCACGGUCGGCAUUCCCAACUGCGCACCUACGGAUAUCCGACCCUGUCCUUCCGACGAAGAAGCAGAUGCUGUGACGAUUGCGGGCCAGGCGUAUAAGGAGAGUAAGAUCCUGGCCGUUAGUGCGGCGCAGAAAUUCAUGAGAGAGGGAAAAAGGGGGUUCGAUGUCGUGAUUGCGUGUCCGGGGUAUGUUCAGGGCGCGCAUGAGCUGGCGGGGAGCGUGGAGGACUUGAUGACGAGCACGAGCCGGGCGACAGUUGACAUCGCUACGGGAACAGAUCUCGGCAUGCCGCCUCUUGCGCCGCCGUUGCAUAACCAGAUUUGGGUGGAGGAUGUGGCGAGGGCGCAUGUUGAGACAUUACAGAAUGGGAAUGUUAAGUCAAAUGAAGUUUUGGUGUUAAGUGGGAACGGGGAGCAUAGCGCGAGUUGGGAGGAGGUUGCGAAAAUGGUUACGGAACAGUUCCCGAAGGAAGUGGAAGACGGGGUUUUGAAGCCGAAGAUGGAUCAGAAGGGUUUUAGUAUGCCGUUUGAUGGAACGGGGACGCAGGAGAAGCUGGGGUUCCAGUUUGCACCGGCGUCAGCGUGGGUUAAGGAAACGGUGGAGCAGUAUCUCCAGCUGCGGGGGAAGGAAGCAGCGUGA
This is a messenger RNA of Didymosphaeria variabile, 1065 nucleotides long. RefSeq lists its product as uncharacterized. The record is from RefSeq and is a predicted model, not a curated record. Gene Ontology annotation, molecular function: oxidoreductase activity, acting on the CH-OH group of donors, NAD or NADP as acceptor. The transcript has a single exon. NCBI's taxonomy places the organism in Eukaryota, Fungi, Ascomycota, Dothideomycetes, Pleosporales, Didymosphaeriaceae. The coding region runs from base 1 to 1065 and encodes 354 amino acids.